Molecule: messenger RNA, 3797 nt
Organism: Dromaius novaehollandiae (emu)
Lineage: Eukaryota; Metazoa; Chordata; Aves; Casuariiformes; Dromaiidae
Gene: C2CD4C
Product: C2 calcium dependent domain containing 4C
Exons: 1
Coding region: 368-1621 (417 amino acids)
Source: RefSeq, a predicted model, not a curated record
AUCGCGGUUCCGCGGUGCCCCUCGGCGCGGCCGGUCCCUCCGGGCUGGCGGAUCGCGGAUCGCGGUGCCCCUCGGCGCGGCCGGUCCCUGCGGGCUGGCGGAUCGCGGUUCCCGUCAGUGCUGCUGGGUCCUGGUGCCCCUCGGCGCGGCUGCUUGCCCGGGGCUGGCGGAUCCCGGUUUCCCCGGCGCCCCUCGGCGCGGCGGGUUCCCCCUCCCUUCCCCGGGCAGGCGGCGCAGCUGGGCGUCCCCGCGGCCGGCGGCUCCUGCCCCUGUGCGGGUGCGGGGUUGUGGCCGGUCCCCUGGGGCCGACCGGUCCCGGUCCCCAGUGACGCCGCUGCCCUGUGGGUCUCUUGCAGCCCGCGGCAGCAUGUGGCUCCUGGAGCGGCUUCGCGGCGUGGCGGAGAACGGCGGGUCCCGGGGCGCGGGGCCGGAGGACUCCCCGCGGGGCUCCCGCUACAGCAACGUGCUCACCCCCGACAAGAUCCCCGACUUCUUCAUCCCGCCCAAGCUGAGCGCGGCGCCCGCCGAGGGCCCCGAGCCCCCCGCGCCGCCCGCCCUGGGCGCCUCGGCCUCGGAGCAGGACCUGGCGGGGCGCAAGCCCCCCCGCAGCCCCCGGCCGCCCAGCCGCUCCCGCGCCCGCGCCGCCGGCCGCCACAUCAUCCAGAUCGAGAGCGCCGAGGACUGGGCGGCCGAGGGCGGCUUCGGCACCAACGCGGACCCGCAGGCGCAGACGGCCAUGUCGCUGCCCUACGUGCCCAAGGCGCAGACCUCCUAUGGCUUCGCCACGCUGGUGGAGAGCCCGCACACGCGCCGCAAAGAGUCCCUCUUCCACAGCGAGCACAGCAGCCUCUGCCCCUCGCCCGCCACCUCGCCGGGCGCCCAGCGCCGCGCCAAGCUCAACGGCGAGGGGGGGCCCCGGGCGCCCGCCGACCUGGGCGCAGCCCUCAUGCACCCCGGCCGCUACUUCAGCGGUGGCGAGAGCGACACGUGCUCCUCGGCCGAGUCGUCGCCCUUCAGCUCCCCGCUGCUCUCCCGCUCCGUCUCCCUGCUCAAGAUCUUCAGCCAGGAGAGCCAGUCCAAGGUCAUCAAGCUGAAGCACUCGGUGGCCCGCAACAGCUCGCUCUCCACCGACGACAGCUCGGCCGACACCAGCCCCAGCGCCCAGCGCCGCUCCCGCAGCGCCCCGGCGGGCGGCCAGCCGCCCCCGGCCCUGCUGCCCCUGGACCUGCCGCAGAGCCGCGACCGGGAGCACAGCCUGCGCCUCAGCCGCGGCGGGAGCCUGCGCCUGGCCGCCGACUACGACCCCGCCAACGCUCGGCUCCGCGUGCGGCUCGUCUCCGCCGAGGACCUCUACGACGCCCUGGUCGACCUGCGCAGCAUCAACUGCUGCGUCUCGCUGUGCCUCACCCCCGGCAAGCUGCAGAAGCAGCGCAGCACCAUCAUCAAGAACAGCCGCAACCCCGUCUUCAACGAGGACUUCUUCUUCGACGGGCUGGGCCCCGGCCACGCCAGGAAGAUGUCCCUCAAGCUCAAGGUGGUCAACAAGGGCAGCAGCCUUAAGCGGGACACGCUGCUGGGGGAGAAGGAGCUCCCGCUCACCGCCCUCCUGCCCUGCCUGUAGGCGCUUGGCAGGCCCCGGGGGGCUGCGGUGUGGGGGGCUGCGGUGCGGGCGGCCGGGCCAGCCGGGCCCCUCCGCCACGGGGGGGGGGGCGGGGUCCCCGGGAGCCCCCCGCCUCGGGGUGCUGCGAAGGGCUCUGCCCUGUCGCCCUCCCGCAGCUGCCCAGCGGCCGCAGCCUCCCCCGCUCCCUUCCUGGGGGCCGGAUCUCCCGGAGCCCGGCGGGCAGCCGCCGGCCCCGGCCCCGGGCAGGGAGGACGUCGCCGCUGGGCUCUCGCCUCCCCGCUCCCCAUGGGCUCCAGCUGGCCGGCAGGAAGGCUGCGGGUGGGUAGGUCUCUGUAGCAAACUUACCACCACCUCUCUCGAAGCCCACGCUCCCGGGGUCGGGUGACGGCAUCAACCUGCUUUAGCUCAAAAGAGAAGUUUCCAGCCCUGGAGACCGCUGAGAAAAUACUGCCGAGGUGACCGAGGGCGGGCACAGGUGCCGGAGCUCCUGGUAAGUGACCCCCAGGCAGGGACGAAGCAGGCUCCUGCUCUUCCAGAGCCUGUCCUGGCCCUGCCCAGCCCCGCUGUCUGCGCUGCGUGCGGCGUGUGCAGCCGGCUCCGUCCCGGGCCCUGCGGUCUCCCGGGAGCCGCUCCCGCCCCCGGAGCGGGGUCCCUCUUGCCGCUGCCUGCGCCUGGGAAACUGCCCAGCGGUUCCGGGGCCCUGGCGCUUGCUCAGAGCCGGGAGGCUGCUCGUUCCCCGGCCCCUGCUGGCGCCCGUCACCCUGGGCGUGCGGCAGACCCAGGCGUGGGUGCCCUGGCGGAUGCCCUCGCUGACGGGAGCCGAAGCGGCGGGAGCAGCUCUCUGCGGGUGCUGGUGACCCUGUGCCUGCGAGGGCUGAGCCUGCAGAGCACCUGGGCCAUCUCCGGGGUGUCCUCGAGGGGUGACGGACUGGGGCUGGCUGCCCCAGGCUCCCCUCCCCUGCAUCCGGGGGCCCUUCCCCACCCAGGGCUGCUCCGGAGCCUGCGAGCCUCUGCCCUGCUGGGGGGGAGACGUUGGCUGUGGGGAUGCCCGUGGUGGGGGGCUGUGAGCCCUUGUGCCCCGUGGGCCCGGCUGGGCUCUGCAGGCUCCCGCUGCCCCCGCUGCCCCUUCCCUGUCUCUCCCGUGCCAGCCCGGUCUGACCAGCUGGCAAACACGGAGAGGGGGGAAAACGCAGGCUGGAGACACUUCUGCAGGUGAUAAAACAGACACCUUGUUGUUGUCGUUUGGUGUGGUGUUACCUGUCGCAUCGGGCUCUGUGCAUGUUCCCGCGGGGGCAGAGCAGCGGCGCUCCGUCGUGCCCCGCUCCGGCACGCGUGCCCACCAGCACACGCGUGCCCCUCGUGCUAACCUCUCUUGGUGGCGGUUGAUGUUCCUUCCUUGUCCUUUGCAGCAGAUGGCAGAUUUCAGUGUUGGCUAUUUAUAUCUGAGGCUGAUCUUUCCCAGCGUGUCUUACUUCUGUCUGUAAAUAUGUUGCAGGUACGCGAGGCAUGGUUCGAUAGCGCGACGUUUGCAUGUCAGGGGGAUCCGGGGUGAUGGUGGCUGUUUGUCGAGCUUGCGGCUGAAAACAAGCCGUGCGGGGUGCGACGAGCAGGCGCUUCCUCGGGAGGAUUUCCCACCUGCUGCUUCCGCUGCUCCCCCCGAGGAGCAGGCGAGGGGGUCCCCCCCCCGCCGCCCCAGACCGGUCCCUUCGUGCCCGGACUCACCCUGGCCGGCGAGCGGGAAGGGGGAGACGGGCUGGGGGCAAACCUGCCCCCGGGCAAGGGGGCCCUGUGCAGCCCCUGGGGCUGGCGGGGACCCCCGGGUGCUGCGGGGGGUGAGGGGGUGGGACCCCCCGCUGCCCCGAGGGGAGGGGGUGGGGGUGCAGCAGCUGCGUGCAGGUUUCGGCACCCCGGGGCAGGUCGGGGCGACGCGGAGCUCUGCUGCAGGGAGGCUUCCCGGGGGCGGUGAUGCGCUGCGGUGGGCGGGAGGACGGAUGCGUCCUCAGCCGGGAGUGCGGCCUGGCUGGGCCUUUCCUCCCCCUCAACUCUUUUCUAAUGUUUCUGCUUUGAUAUUUCUGUGGCUGGAUUUAAUGACGUAUUUUUGGAGUGAAAAAAUAUAUAUUCAUGUUUGUUUACAGAUGACUUCUUUUUAGUGCAAUAAAGUCAUUUCUAAAACAGA